Molecule: messenger RNA, 960 nt
Organism: Acanthosepion pharaonis
Lineage: Eukaryota; Metazoa; Mollusca; Cephalopoda; Sepiida; Sepiidae
Source: the annotation of a GenBank genome assembly
AUGGUCUUUUUGUCUUUCUUUCUUUUUGCUUUCUCUAUUUCUUUUACGUUUCAUGAUUCCUUUUUACUUUAUUUUUUUCUCUCUUUUCUUUCUUUUUCUCUUUUUAUUUAUUUUUUUCUAUAUCAUUUCCUGAACUUUUUUUUUCUUUCCCCAUUUCUUUUUCCUCUUUUUCUUUUUUACUUUUUUCAUCUUCAUGACUUUCCUCUAACUUCAUCUUUCUUUUUAUCUUUUUUUCUUUUUGAACAGAAAAAGAAAAAGAAGGGAAAGAUGAAUUCUUUUUCUUUCUUUGUCAUUAUAUUGAUUUCCUUUAAACUGUACCUGUCUUUCUUUUUCCCUCUUUUUUUCCUUCUUUCUUUACCUUUCAUUUUCAAACCUCUCCUCUUACCUUUUCCUUUUAAUCUUUCUUUUUGCCUCCACUUCAUUUGGAAUUUUCUUUGCCAUUUUGCCGUCUUUCCUCUCAAUUUCUAUUCUCUUUUCUUUCUUUAUCGCUUUUUCUUUCUGGAUCAUUUUUAUAAGUUUCCUUUUUUCUUCCUUUUUCGUUCUUUCCUCUUACAUUCUUUUUUCUUUCGUUAUCCCCUUUUCUUUUGUUCUUUUUCUUUCUUUUUAUUCUAUAUUUCUUCUUUCUUCCUUUUCUUAUCUCCUUUUCAUUGGUUCUUUCUUGUUUUAUCAUUUUCUAACCUUUCGAUAUUUUUUUUCUUUUUCUUUCUUUUCUGGGGCUUUUCUUUCUUUUUCCCUUUCCAUGACAUUCCUUUUAAUCUGUCAUUUCAUUUUUUUUUUUUUUUUUGCUUUUUUGUUAUUUCUUUCGACGCUCCUUUUUUUUCUUUUUAUUUUCUUUCAUUUUUCAGAAGACAAGCCGUUUACUUCUUUAGACAGCAUUGUGCAGAACUGACAAAAUCCUGUUCGUUUGGAAACAAGGUAUUGCGUGCAGAAGCCAUUUGUAGACAGGCGGAGAAGAACUAA